Messenger RNA from Coffea arabica (coffee), 1115 nucleotides. RefSeq lists its product as uncharacterized. Gene Ontology annotation, biological process: carbohydrate derivative metabolic process. Gene Ontology annotation, molecular function: isomerase activity; carbohydrate derivative binding. The record is from RefSeq and is a predicted model, not a curated record. NCBI's taxonomy places the organism in Eukaryota, Viridiplantae, Streptophyta, Magnoliopsida, Gentianales, Rubiaceae.
AAAAAAAAUUAUCCAACAAACCAAAUCGCUCCUCUUCACAGCUUUCUAUCUCACAGGUUUUUUUUUUUUUUUUUUCAAGGAGACUACUUAUUCAUCUUAUUCCUGAAAAGAUUUGGAAUUCAGAGUGCUUAUUCACUGUCUGAGACAAAGGCAUUGGCUUUGCUGAGUAAGAAGGCAGGUUCUAUGGUGGAGUACAACUUAAAGUACCUACCCUCAAUCUCUCCAGAUAAGGUGUUUCUUGAGUGCAAUAAAAGUUAGAGAAAAUAGUUUUGAGGGGAAUAGUGGCUGAGAGCUUCAAUGGCAGAGCCCACACCAGUGUCAACUCUAGCCUCUCAAAUAUGCAAUCAGAUUAGCUCUGUUUUCAAACAACCCAUCUCCGGACCCACCGCCCUGGAAGUGAUUGUGGAAGAAGUGGCGGCGACAGCCAAGGGCAACGGCCAAAUCUUCGUCUACGGCGUAGGACGAGAAGGUUUAAUGCUGAAGGCUUUGUGCAUGAGGCUCUUCCAUCUGGGUCUCUCCGCCCACUGCGUCUUCGACAUGACCACCCCGCCAAUCGCUUCUCCUGACCUCUUGAUUGCUUCGGCCGGACCGGGGGGUUUCUCCACCGUCGAUGCAAUUUGCGAGGUAGCAAGAUCCAACGGGGCAAGGGUAGUGUUGCUGACCGCUCAGCCUGAGUCAAAAUCUUCUUGUGUCAAGCAUGCGAGCGUGGUUGCUCAUAUCCCAGCUCAGACUAUGGCGGAUGAUCAGGUUGCUGCUGAUCCCAAAUCUAAGCCAUUGCUUCCAAUGGGAAGUCUGUAUGAAGGGGCCAUGUUUGUGCUAUUUGAGAUGGUAGUCUUCAAAUUGGCUGAGGUUUUGGGUCAGAGUUCAGAGGUCAUUCGUGCUCGCCAUACUAAUCUUGAGUAGAAUGUAUGAGUUCUAAAACUUAAGUGCCAGGACACUUUGGAUUGACCCAAUCAUGUUAGUCACUCUGCCUUUGCAAGAAAAUCAGUCUUGAACUUCUGUUUUAGCAUUUUCUUUGUGGGAUUUCAUGUAUUGACUCCGAUGUAAUAAAAUACAAAAUGCUGAAUUUCCUAUUCCAAAGUGCAAUGAUGAGUGGAUUAGGCUUGUUAAGUGGA